Brettanomyces bruxellensis is the source of this 1971-nucleotide messenger RNA. RefSeq lists its product as uncharacterized. Gene Ontology annotation, biological process: protein desumoylation. Gene Ontology annotation, cellular component: nucleus. Gene Ontology annotation, molecular function: deSUMOylase activity. NCBI's taxonomy places the organism in Eukaryota, Fungi, Ascomycota, Pichiomycetes, Pichiales, Pichiaceae. The transcript has a single exon. The coding region runs from base 1 to 1971 and encodes 656 amino acids. The record is from RefSeq and is a predicted model, not a curated record.
AUGACGGAACUGAUGCAAUCUAUGGCAACAGAUCUGAAGCCAAGAAAUCGCGAUUAUAAUACAUUGCCAACAUUCGCCAAGCGACGAUUCAACAAGGAGUAUCAUAUGGGGACAAAUCAAGCAUCAGAUAGUGAAGAUCACGUACUCUUAUUAGACUCACCUGAAAAACCCUCAAGGAAAGGAACGUUACCACAAUUUGUGCCAGAAGAUCGCAGUUAUGCAGAUAGCCUACUAGAAAGUGCAAUUAAUGAGGCUAGACAACGUUCAUUUUUGAAGGAGAAGCCCCGAAAAGUUUCUUCGUCCGGAAAAACCUUGUUUUCGAACCGUAUAAACGGAAUGUUUAGGUCGUUUACAAGUUCAAUUGAUAACACUGAAGCGGACAUCAAGAACCAACUUUCACAUAAAAUACGUGUUUUCAGUGGUAAAAAGGAUGCAGAUAUAGGGCCACAAUCAUCAGUGGGUGAUUCGGAUGCUGCAUUUGUGAGUUUUGUGAAGCUUUUAUGUAUGGCGUUGCUUUGCUUGGGCAAAAAACUCUAUGCAUGGGGAAUUUUCUUCCUUAUAAGGGCUACAACAUGGCUUCUAUCAUUAAUAAAUAAAGUUCCAACACCUAGCACAAAUUCAGAGAGGGUGAGUGCCUGUAAAACGGAUCCAAAACCUCCAGAAACUAUACAGAAUGCCAAGAAUGAUACAGAUUUAUCAGUAUCCGAUCUAUGUCAGAGCACUCCAGUUAAGAAGCAGAAAAACUUGCCAAAAGUGAAACUCAAUGAUCGAAAAACUAGCAAUAUAACUGCAUUUGCAAAUGCUAUAAGUGGGCAAGAUCCGUUUAUGAUAAGUCCUUCCAAAGAUCAUAAAGACUACGGCACAUUCUUUUACCAUAAUGAAUCUCCUGCAUCAAGAAAUACCGGCAAAAAAGAAAACUCGUUAAAAAGCGUUACUGAAUCGUUAAACUUUAACGAUGAACAGUAUUUACCAAAGUCUAAUAUAUACCAGGAUAAGAAUGAUCGGCAAUUGAAACGAGCACAGGAAAUUAAAAACAACUUAUUGCAUUUCUAUAACAUGCCCGCAGACAAGAACUGGUCAACAAUUCAAACUCCAAGCUUCACAAGAAGUUCGGAGAGAUUGAAGGAUUUAGAGUGGAUAAAGGACGAUGAUGUUGAUUAUUUACACAAUUUGGAAUCGACUGAACUCUUUAAAGAAUAUAAGAAGAUCAUGGAGGAGCGGUUGAAUGUCCAGAGGAUUUCAAGAUUAAAAAAAUUAAAGGAGAAAGCAAAGGUUAAGCCAUUAAAUGAGGACCAGCUUUCCAUGGUCGAAAAUUGGUGGGAUGAUGCUUAUUCAAGCACGGCGAUAAUCAAUAAAUUCAAUAUAGGUAUCACCUAUAGGGAUAUGUUUACAUUGUCGGAUCGAAAAUGGUUAAACGACAAUGUAAUUGACUUCUACAUGUGCUUGAUUAACGAAAGAGCCAAAAAAGAUUCUUCGCUGCCGACAAUGCAUGUAUUUUCGACAUACUUCUUUACAACCCUAUAUAAGAGAGGCUAUCAAGGAGUUAGAAAGUGGGCAAAACGGGCAAAAGUGGAUGUAACGACAGUGGAUUACGUGUUUGUUCCAAUAAACAUUCAUUCAUCCCACUGGGCCUUGGGACUUGUUAACAAUAAAGAGCACGCAUUUCAGUAUUUUGAUUCUUUGUUUGGCACUGGUGGCGAUAUUUUAGAUAACUUGCAAAGCUACAUGAUUGAGGAAACAAAGAGAUUGUACGGAGAAUCUAUGAACGGAAUAGAUUAUUCAAGAUACGAAGUUAAUCCGGAGAUGCCAUGUCCAACACAGCAGAAUGGCUUUGACUGUGGCGUCUUUACAUGUACAAUGGCCGAAUACUUGUCUAGGAAUAUGCCUCUUCUAUUUUCGCAGGAAGAUAUGCCUUUAAUAAGACGGAGAAUGGCAUAUGAAAUAGGAACAGGAAAACUAUUGCAACAUUAA